Molecule: messenger RNA, 1441 nt
Organism: Cynara cardunculus var. scolymus (artichoke)
Lineage: Eukaryota; Viridiplantae; Streptophyta; Magnoliopsida; Asterales; Asteraceae
Exons: 3
Coding region: 153-1157 (334 amino acids)
Biological process (GO): protein ubiquitination
Cellular component (GO): CCR4-NOT complex
Molecular function (GO): ubiquitin-protein transferase activity
Source: RefSeq, a predicted model, not a curated record
CAAAAUUCAAUCUUUUCUCAAUCUCUCAAUCCUUUGAAUCCAUCGUUUUCUCUCAAUCCAUAUCUUCGAUUUCGAGAUAUUUCCUUUUGUUUUCGAUCUGAGGUUUUUUGGAAUCGGAUUAUCUAGGGUUUUUUUUUGAGAAUUCAACAGCCAUGGUUUACGAUUCGAUCGCCAACGCUUCCAGCCCCACUGCAGCUUCUAACCCUAAGGAAUUUGGGAAGAAAAAACGGGUGAACAGGACUGCCAAAUUGAAGCAAUGCAAGCUUGAUGUUCGUCGUGAACAGUGGCUUUCUCAAGUGAAGAACAAGGGGUUUAAGGAGGAAAAUAAAGGUGUUAUUCGUGCGAAAAUGCCUGCUGUGGACAUGCAUGCCCAAAAUGAGGGAGAGCGAUCGAUGGUGAAAUUGGUGAUCAAUCCUGGUGGUGAAGAGAAUGAUGGUUUGAUGAAUCAUUACAGUGAUUGGGAGUCGCCAUCCAACAGCCCUACUAGUCAUACCAGUAGUUUGGGCAGUAACAGGUCAGUUACUAAUUUCACUGGUAGUAGUAGCAGGAGCAGCAGCAGCAGUAGUGGUGGUUGUUAUUCAGGAAGUAUGACAGAAGAAGAUGAUGGUGAUGAUGGGUGCUUGGAUGAUUGGGAGGCAGUUGCUGAUGCUUUGGCAGCUGAUGACAUAAAAAAUGAUCAUAACCCCAAUCUGGAGUCCCCCAUGGAUGAACAUGCUCCACAGAUGGAUUCACUUAACGCCUCGGAGCCAGAGCCUGUGGAGACGAUCAAAGAGGAUCAAGAGGACUGCCAUGCACAUGCGAAUCGCCGUGCCUGGAGACCGGAUGAUGCUUUUCGUCCUCAGGGCCUGCCAAAUUUGCUAAAACAGUACAGUUUCCCAAUGAAUUCAGAGCGGCAUUAUGGUGGAGGCACUGCAUGGGGUUUUAAGAAUGUUGGGUUUGCUCCAUCAACAUGUCCAAUAUGCUGUGAAGAUCUGGAUUUGACAGACUCAAGCUUUCUUCCUUGUCCGUGUGGGUACAGGCUCUGCCUUUUCUGCCACAAGAGAAUUCUUGAAGAUAAUGGUCGUUGUCCAGGCUGCAGAAAGCAGUAUGAACAGCCUGACCAGGGGAAUGCGACUUCCAAACUCGAUCGUUGUUACAGCAUGAACCCCAGGCAUUAGGAGAAUUAUAUGCUUUCCUUGAACACGUAUGGUGGGCUUCCUUUUCGUGUGUCUUUCCGUCUUUACAUGUUAGAAACUGAUAUUAGUGCUAGGUAUGUCGAUAGACAUCAUCUCUUAGUGUUUGGGAAAUACGUUCAUGUAAGUUUGGUCUAUAGGACCAGUUGGCUGUUGGUAUGUGAAUACAUAAGGGCAUAUAGGAAUCCAAUACAUCAUUUCCACAGCAUUUCAAAUUGUCUUGUCCUUUGAGUUGAUCCAUCGUUACUAAUAUAAUGAGUGUUUAUGCU